AUGGAUAACUAUAACAAAACUUUUAUUACGGAAGCGUCUUCAACGGAAACUGUAUUCGAUCUUUAUAAUAACGUUUCAACGCAUAUUGAUAUAAGUUGGCCCACUAUAUCGUGGGUUUUUAUUAAUGGUGUUUUGUUCAUAUUCAUAAUUGGCGGUAACGCCUUUACCAUUAUAGCAAUUCGCACAUGUCGCCGUUUACGCAGUUUGAUCUCAAAUUUGUUUAUACUUUCAUUGGCUGUUUCGGAUCUUAUAGUUGGACUAACUUUACCAUACACCUUGUGGUUUUAUCUGGACUCUUCAAUGGUAAACAAGCUUGGUUUGUGCAUGGCUCGUUUUUUCCUUAUUAUAUUCGCGUGUUGUGUUUCAAUUCUAACUCUCAUAUCUAUAUCGAUAGAUAGAUAUAUUGCAAUUGUAUAUGCUUUACACUACAGAAGGUUUAUGACACGCAGAGUGGCUCUAUUUAUUAUAAUCUUUAAUUGGGGUUUUGGCGCUUUUGUGGCAGCUAUUCCAAUGUUCUGGAAUAAUUGGAGCAAUGCCUACGAAUGUGAAUUUGAUGAAGUAUUACCACCUUGGUAUAUGGCUGGCAUGAUAACGCCGUCUUUUGCAGUCAUUUGGAUUUUAAUGCUAAUGGUGUAUUGGCGAAUAGUAAAAGAGGCUUCGAAACAAGCAAGCCAAUUGAAGCACCCUCGGCGUUCAUCAAAUUCACAUUUGGUUCAUCCAGAUUGGAAGUCUCUUCAGGUUGUGAUUUUGAUUAUGGGCUGCUUCUCAUUGUGCUGGUUGCCGUACUUGAUUGUGGCUUGUGCUCAGUUGUUUGAAGUCUCCAAUAAAUCAUCACUUCUUUACAAAACGGCACUUUCCCUGGCUAUGGCGAAUUCUGCAUUUAAUCCGAUUAUUUAUUCGUGGAAGAAUUCAAAUUUUAGACGUGCCUUCGUUCAGAUGUUGCAUUGUAAAUCGCCAAAUUGCUAUCAGAAAUCUUCUUUGGACUGCGACAACAAAUCGUUGACGUGUGAGAAGCGAAGUUCGAUGUCUAACACUAUGAUGCCAACAACUAAAUACGAACAGUCCAAGGAGCGGUUUGGAGCGUUUUUAUUCAAUCAGUUACGAUUUCAAACCGUUUAUACAGUAACAGAUAACAUGCCAAAAAUAUAAUAAAUAAUAACUUGAAA
Messenger RNA from Stomoxys calcitrans (stable fly), 1166 nucleotides. RefSeq names its product beta-1 adrenergic receptor (gene mAChR-C). Bases 1 to 1149 code for a protein of 382 amino acids. Gene Ontology annotation, biological process: adenylate cyclase-activating adrenergic receptor signaling pathway. The transcript is spliced from 3 exons. The record is from RefSeq and is a predicted model, not a curated record. Lineage: Eukaryota; Metazoa; Arthropoda; Insecta; Diptera; Muscidae. Gene Ontology annotation, molecular function: G protein-coupled receptor activity. Gene Ontology annotation, cellular component: membrane.